Molecule: messenger RNA, 454 nt
Organism: Lacerta agilis (Sand lizard)
Lineage: Eukaryota; Metazoa; Chordata; Lepidosauria; Squamata; Lacertidae
Product: histone H2B 1/2/3/4/6-like
Exons: 1
Coding region: 9-389 (126 amino acids)
Cellular component (GO): nucleosome
Molecular function (GO): protein heterodimerization activity; DNA binding; structural constituent of chromatin
Source: RefSeq, a predicted model, not a curated record
GUUUCACAAUGCCGGAACCAGCCAAGUCUGCUCCUGUGGCCAAAAAGGGCUCCAAGAAGGCCGUCACCAAGACGCAGAAGAAGGGCGACAAGAAGCGCAAGAAGAGCCGCAAGGAGAGCUAUUCCAUCUACGUCUACAAGGUGCUCAAGCAGGUCCACCCGGACACGGGCAUCUCCUCCAAGGCCAUGAGCAUCAUGAACUCCUUCGUCAACGACAUCUUCGAGCGCAUCGCGGCCGAGGCUUCCCGCCUGGCGCAUUACAACAAGCGCUCCACCAUCACCUCCCGGGAGAUCCAGACCGCCGUGAGACUCCUGCUGCCCGGGGAGCUGGCCAAGCAUGCCGUCUCCGAGGGCACCAAGGCCGUCACCAAGUACACCAGCUCCAAGUAAUUUUUGACUCGUUCCCAAAUACGUACUGAACCCAAAGGCUCUUUUAAGAGCCGCUUAACUUGUCA